Molecule: messenger RNA, 828 nt
Organism: Rotaria sordida
Lineage: Eukaryota; Metazoa; Rotifera; Eurotatoria; Philodinida; Philodinidae
Source: the annotation of a GenBank genome assembly
AUGACAUCUUUACAUAUAAAAGCUCGAAAAUCACCUUAUUGUGGUACACAAGAUGUUAAAAGAUUUGAUGUACCUGAUGAAAAAGUUCCUUGGAAUGUUAAUUGGCCUGAUUACAGACCAACAGAAUAUACAUCACCAAUUGUUUUAAAAAAUCCACCUUGGGCUGAUGAUCCUGAUGCAAAAAAAAUUCAACACUAUAAUCAAACAGAUGGAAAAAUCGAUCGAACAAGUUUGAUCUGUACAUAUGAAAUCGAUAAAGAAACAAAUCGACCAAAAAAUCCUCAAGGUCGUACUGGAUUAUCUGGUCGUGGUUUACUUGGCCAUUGGGGACCAAAUCAUGCUGGUGAUCCCGUUAUAACACGUUGGGCUAAAGAUCUACGAAAUGAGAGAAGAAAAGUUCUAGAAAUAAUACUUAUUCAUAGAAAAGAUAGUGGAGAAUUAGCUUUACCAGGUGGUAUGGUUGAUGCUGGUGAACAUGUAUCAACAGCAAUAAAACGAGAAUUUAUUGAAGAAGCUAUGAAUUCUGAUCCUAGUGGUGCAAAACAAAUCGAUGAAUUAUUUAAAAAGGCUGUUUUAAUUUACAAAGGUUAUGUCGAUGAUCCAAGAAAUACGGAUAAUUCUUGGUUGGAAACUGUAGCUGUAAAUGUCCAUGAUGAAACAGGAGAAUUAACAAGAUAUUUAAAAUUAGAAGCUGGUGAUGAUGCUUCAAAAGUAACAUGGAUUCAACUUGAUCGUGAUCAUAAAUUAUAUGCAUCUCAUGAAAAAAUUAUUCAAACUGUUAUUAGAAAACAUGGAGCUUAUGAAUAUUGGCAUGAUGGUUCUCGUUAA